AUGCCGACCUUUUCAUAUGACGACGACGACGACGAGGUCGCGCUACCAUCCACUACGUCGCCACCUCACGCCUCGUCGUCAGCAGAGGAUGCGGACCUGCCGUCUUAUUCCAAAACACCGCCCGAUACUCGCACCGCCCCACAUCUCAAGUCGACCAUAUCUUCUAAGGAGGCUCAAUUCGAGGCAGACUCGGACGAUAUUGACGAGGAAGACGACGUGGUCGCCAUUCAAGCUUCCCACAUCGGCCUUCGUUCCAACGACGGUCCCAUGUACACCUCUGUCGCAAACUCCUCGUCCGCCAACGCACGCAGGGAUCGAGAUUCGGGUCCUUCACUCAUCGAUCGUAUACCGGGCCCAGUCCGCUUUCGUGCCUCCCUCGACGGACUGAGUCAUGAUAUUCGCUCAAUACGUCAAUCGCUCGGCGUGCCCGGCUGGGACGGAGAAGGCAUUCCCGACUGGCUCAAAAGAGGUGCCGGUGUGUUCGAUGCCACUGUCAACAUGGCAAACAGCAUCCUUGGAGCCGGUAUUGUUGGUCUUCCUUACUCGAUGCGAGAAUCAGGCUUCGUCGCUGGUCUAGUCCUUCUCGUAGGUCUCUCCUUCCUCACCGACUGGACCAUCCGGCUCAUCGUCCUCAACGCGAAGCUCAGCGGUCGUAUCACCUACAUCGAAAUCAUGGAACAUUGCUUCGGCCACAAUGGCAAAGCCGCCGUGUCCAUCUUUCAGUUCGCAUUCGGCUUUGGUGGCAUGUGCGCCUUUUGCGUCGUUAUCGGUGACACGAUCCCUCAUGUCAUCAAGAUGAUCUUUCCGUCUUUGUCCGGCACCUUUCUCGCCAAUCGUCAAUUCGUCAUCACCCUCUUCACCCUCGCCAUCUCCUACCCGCUUUCCCUUUAUCGCAACAUCGAAAAGCUUAGCAAAGCCAGCGCCAUCGCUCUCGUCUCCAUGGUCGUCAUCAUCGUCGCCGUCACCAUUCGAGGUCCUGCCAUGCCCGCCGAGCUCAAGGGCGACCCUGCCCUUCGUUUCACCAUCGUCAACAUAAGCAACCUGGUUCGGUCCAUCUCUGUGAUCAGUUUCGCCUUUGUUUGCCACCACAACUCUCUGCUCAUCUAUGGAUCUCUGAAGGAGCCCUCGAUGAAUAAGUUCGGUCAAGUCACACACUACUCGACCAUCAUUGCCGCAGCUGCUACCAUCACCAUGAGCGUUGCUGGCUACUGGAGCUUUGAAGAGAAGACUCUGAGCAAUGUCCUUAACAACUUCCCUAACGACGACGUCAUCGUCAACAUUGCCCGUGGUCUUUUCGGGCUCAACAUGCUUACCACCUUACCGCUCGAAUGCUUCGUUUGCCGUGAGGUGCUCGAGACCUACUUUUUCGCGGGCGAAUUCGAUCGCAACCGCCAUCUGAUCUUCACCUCGAGCCUCGUCGUCAGCGCUAUGAUCAUCUCGCUCCUGACAUGCGACCUCGGUAUCGUGCUCGAAUUGACCGGCGGACUCAGUGCAACGGCCUUGGCAUUCAUCUUUCCCAGUCUUUGCUACCUUAAACUUACCAGCGAGACAGGCAAACGCGUACCGACCGCUGACUUGCCUCAUCUCACCAGCUCUUCUUGGCGAGAUCACGGCCCUAGCAGCAGUCACGCAGAUGCCCAGCACGGUGGACAACGCGGAGAGGAGGAACACGAGGCUCUCAUCGACCAAUCCAACGGCUCCAUGGACCACGGUCAAAAUCCUAUUCGAGCCAAUCAGUACGAUGAUGGGGGAGAGGAAGAGCCUCCCACGCUCGACCGCCUAGAGAGAAUGGAGGGUGGUCGAACGGCGGGCGUCAACGGUGGUGUCAGAGAGUCUGUCGACGUUGACGAAGUGGAACUACCGCUUCGACCUGGCGCAAGUGUACGAUUCCGACCAGCAGCAGCAAACCGAAAAUGGUGGCAAUCAACACGGCCGCUCAGUGUGGCGUGUGCCAUCUUCGGCUCGGUCGUCCUCGUGAUCAGCGGUUAG
Pseudozyma hubeiensis SY62 is the source of this 1989-nucleotide messenger RNA. Its product is annotated as amino acid transporter. The record is from RefSeq and is a predicted model, not a curated record. The coding region runs from base 1 to 1989 and encodes 662 amino acids. The transcript is spliced from 2 exons. Gene Ontology annotation, cellular component: endoplasmic reticulum. NCBI's taxonomy places the organism in Eukaryota, Fungi, Basidiomycota, Ustilaginomycetes, Ustilaginales, Ustilaginaceae. Gene Ontology annotation, biological process: amino acid transmembrane transport. Gene Ontology annotation, molecular function: amino acid transmembrane transporter activity.